Messenger RNA from Salvelinus fontinalis (brook trout), 2444 nucleotides. RefSeq names its product growth hormone secretagogue receptor type 1-like. The coding region runs from base 1030 to 2088 and encodes 352 amino acids. The record is from RefSeq and is a predicted model, not a curated record. Gene Ontology annotation, cellular component: plasma membrane. Gene Ontology annotation, biological process: G protein-coupled receptor signaling pathway; hormone-mediated signaling pathway. NCBI's taxonomy places the organism in Eukaryota, Metazoa, Chordata, Actinopteri, Salmoniformes, Salmonidae. Gene Ontology annotation, molecular function: growth hormone secretagogue receptor activity. The transcript has 3 exons.
AUGUGUUGUGUUUUAUAUCUCCUAGAUGUGUUUUAUAUCUCCUAGAUGUGUUUUAUAUCUCCUAGAUGUGUUUUAUAUCUCCUAGAUGUGUUUGUGUUUUAUAUCCUAGAUGUGUUUUAUAUCUCCUAGAUGUGUUGUUUUAUAUCUCCUAGAUGUGUUUGUGUUUUAUAUCUCCUAGAUGUGUUGUGUUUUAUAUCUCCUAGAUGUGUUGUGUUUUAUAUCUCCUAGAUGUGUUGUGUUUUAUAUCUCCUAGAUGUGAGGUGUUUUAUAUCUCCUAGAUGUGAGGUGUUUUAUAUCUCCUAGAUGUGAGGUGUUUUAUAUCUCCUAGAUGUGAGGUGUUUUAUAUCUCCUAGAUGUGAGGUGUUUUAUAUCUCCUAGAUGUGAGGUGUUUUAUAUCUCCUAGAUGUGAGGUGUUUUAUAUCUCCUAGAUGUGAGGUGUUUUAUAUCUCCUAGAUGUGUUGUGUUUUAUAUCUCCUAGAUGUGUUGUGUUUUAUAUCUCCUAGAUGUGUUUUAUAUCUCCUAGAUGUGUUUUAUAUCUCCUAGAUGUGUUUUAUAUCUCCUAGAUGUGUUUUAUAUCUCCUAGAUGUGUUUGUGUUUUAUAUCUCCUAGAUGUGUGGUGUUUUAUAUCUCCUAGAUGUGUUGUGUUUUAUAUCUCCUAGAUGUGAGGUGUUUUAUAUCUCCUAGAUGUGUUUGUGUUUUAUAUCUCCUAGAUGUGAGGUGUUUUAUAUCUCCUAGAUGUGUUUGUGUUUUAUAUCUCCUAGAUGUGUGGUGUUUUAUAUCUCCUAGAUGUGAGGUGUUUUAUAUCUCCUAGAUGUGUUGUGUUUUAUAUCUCCUAGAUGUGUGGUUCAGGACCAUCUCCCGUUAGAAUCCAUCAGCCUACGUCACCCUUUGCUGUAACCUGGGUGAUAUAGACCAUCCACACUUCCUCUCUCUCACACGCACACAGGCACGCUUGUACCAUCUCAGCUCAUCUCUCUCUCUCUCACACACACACCCCAGUCUCUGAGACCCGGGCAUCUCUCUCUGACCAUGGACGUGUCAGCGCUGGGCAGUGGGAGCAGCUGUUCAGAGGAUUGUGUGGUAGGGUCUGGCUGUCUGGAGGACUGUGGGAACCAGAGUGACUGGACUGACUGGGAAUGGGAGGACUUCAGUGGGGCUGAGCUGGUGUGUGUGACAGCCGUGUGUGUGCUGCUGCUUGCCCUGGGCAUCACAGGAAAUAUGUUAACCAUCCUGGUAGUUUGGCUCCGGCCACACCUGAGAAGCACCACGUACCUCUACCUGAGUAGUAUGGCCGUCUCCGACCUCCUCAUACUGCUUCUGAUGCCUUUAGAUCUGCACUACAAGCUGUGGAGGUUCCGGCCCUGGGAUCUGGGUGAUACAGUGUGUAAACUGAGUGUGUUCGUCAGUGAGAGUUGUACCUACUCCUCCAUCCUCCACAUCACCGCCCUUUCUCUGGAGCGCUACCUCGCUGUCUGUCGACCACUCACAGCCAAGACCCUGGUCACACGGACCCGCGUCCGCACUCUCAUUGGCUGCCUGUGGGUUGUGGCCCUGAUCAGCGCCGGGCCGGUGUUUGCUAUGGUAGGGGUAGAGGAGCUGGGGGGAGGUGGGGAGAGCGAGUGUCGCUGUACGGACUACGCCGUCUCCUCAGGCCUGCUGGGGGCCAUGAUGUGGCUCUCCAACCUCUACUUCCUGGUGCCGCUGGGCAUUCUGGGAGUUGUGUAUGGCCUGAUUGGCAGGAAGCUAUGGCUCCGCCCACAACGCAGCAGCCGAGACCGCGCCCAGCGACACACCAUCAAGAUGCUAGGGAUGAUCGUGCUGGCGUUUGUUCUGUGUUGGCUGCCAUUCCACGUUGGUCGGACGUUGUUCUCUGUGACUCUGGGCUCCAGCGCUGAUAUGUACUACAUCUCUCAGUACUUUAACCUCGUCUCCUUUGUGUUGUUCUACCUCAGUGCUGCUGUCAACCCUAUCCUCUACAACACCAUGUCAGCACGCUACCGCCACGCUGUCCGCAGCCUGCUGCGCUCACACACCCCCCGCUCCCGCCACCCCCCACUCACGCCACAACACUCUACCACCACCCUGUAACACACACACACCACGCUCCCGCCACCCCCGACUCACGCCACAACACUCUACCACCACCCUGUAACACACACACACCACGCUCCCGCCACCCCCCACUCACACCACAACACUCUACCACCACCCUGUAACACACACACACACCACGCUCCCGCCACCCCCCACUCACGCCACAACACUCUACCACCAUCCUGUAACACACACACACCACGCUCCCGCCACCCCCCACUCACGCCACAACACUCUACCACCACCCUGUAACACACACACACCCCGCUCCCGCCACCCCCCACAACACUCUACCACCACCCUGUAACUCACACCCCCCCCGCUCCCGCCACCCCCCACUCACGCCACAA